Cladocopium goreaui is the source of this 1515-nucleotide messenger RNA. The record is from the annotation of a GenBank genome assembly. Lineage: Eukaryota; Dinophyceae; Suessiales; Symbiodiniaceae.
AUGAUUCCCGUGCUCUGCACCCAUGUGAAAGCCUUGUCCUUGCCCCGUUUGGAGGACGCCUUGCUGGCAGAUGACUGGGCUUUACCCGGUUGCCUGGUUUGGGACUACUGGCGCAGCCACAAGGUGCGCGACUUCACGGCGGAGCCUUGGCACUGGGCCACCCCACCGGAUCCUUCCAAAAGCCGCACCGUCAGCGGCACGCGAAAAGUCUCCAUGGUCAUGCCCGUGCCCCCGCAGCCCAUGUGUCCACCCGAGACGCGCGUCACGGUGAGUUAUGAUGUGGGACUGGCGCAUGAUGAGCACGGCAAGGACAUUCUUCAUGUGAAAUCCUCCGCGGUGUCUCAUGAUGUGCCUUACGGUGACCAUUUCAGCGUGGAGGAAAAAAUCGAAAUGCUUCGAGAAGGUGAUGGCGUUCUCGUCACCAAAUCGUGGUCUGCAGAUUUCGUAAAACGGACGUUCUUGCGGUCUAUGAUUGUGUCAAGUGUAAAGAACUCGCAGAAGGACACGUGCGACAAAUUGAUGGACGUGUUGCAGUCCUAUGCCGAUGAAGAUGGGUCUCCACUGGACAGUUAUUUUGGAUCCCCUCUUUCACGGAGCCCCAAGGAUUCGGAAGCGGCACUGCUGGACAGUGAUGGGGAGGAAUUCAUGUCAGUCGAGGGCGACGACUCGCCCUUUGAAGACAUUGAUGAUGGCGUUGCUCGUCGCAAUGAACGAACCCCCAAUCUGUGGCGGCGAAAUAGCAUUCAUCGCGCAUGCGUCGAGUUCGAGGUCUGGGAGCUUCAGCGGCGGACGACGAUGUUCCACGACGACUGGCGUGCGCCCUUUCUGCCGCACGACGGGCAGAAGCAAUCACGUUGGGUCGACGAGAGGUUCCAAAAGCAUCCCUCCAUCCUGAUGGCGAUGGAGAAGGCAGCCAUGGAGAACUCCCCUCCCAUCGAAGCACCUGCCGCGAUGGUGCCGCAGGAUCAUUGGCAAGUUGCUACGGAUGCCACAACGGACAAGGACGGCUGGCAAUAUGCCACGGAUUUUUACAAGAAAUCUGCAAGAUGGAAAGCGAAGGCCACGGUUGGCUUGUGCCGCAAGAGGCUCUGGAGAUGUUCUUAUGUGCGGCUGCCCAAAUUGGUGACACCUCGAACCAUUGUGGUGCAGGUUUGGGAGUUGCAACGCAGGACCACCAUCUUCCAGAGCGACUGGCGGGCACCGUUUUUACCGCACGACUUGAUGCGGCACCGCUUUCGCUGGGUGGAUAUGGAUUACAACACCCACCCCUGGUUCAAGGAGGAGGGAACAGCCUUGGCUUCUGCUGAGCAGCCGCCAGUGGCUGCGCCUGUCGGCUGGGAGGCUGAAGGCUGGGUAGUGGCACACCCAGGAGGCCCUUGUGAUUCCCGCCGAUGGCAAUACAGUUCGGAUCUCAACCGCUCCAACAACCGCUGGGGUUCUCAAUCCACCGGUCUGGGCUGUCGACGACGCCUGUGGAGUUGUGUCUUCACAGAAGGCUGUCGCGUGCUUUUGUGA